AUGGAGUGGUACACGCGGAUCACUCACAGCUUGAUUGGCAACCCCGCGAGGCCUCGUGCAGAUGGCCGAGGAUAUGCAACACUCACAGGACAGUAUGAGGCGUUGCUAUGGACCGUACAGAGGAUGCGCUGGGAGAGCUUGGACCAUAUGGAUGCCCCCGAGACAGCGGGAUAUGCAACGCGGAUGGUUCAGCUAGCCGAGGGCGGUGGUAGUGGCGUGGCGUGGGGAGGGUGGGGGGGAAGGGCGAGGGCCGGUGCUCGAGAGUGUAGGGGUAGAGGGGCUGCUGGGCGAGGUGGUAGGGCCAGAGGGGCUGGUCACAGAGAAGAUGGGGCCAGAGGGGGUGGUGGUCUAGGUAGCACAGAGCUGGACUUCAAUUACUUAUUCGAGGACUUCGACAUGUCUCCAGCUCCGUGGCCCGCUCAAGAGACCGCUGAGGAGCCAUCUCAGGAGCCCUUCGACACACGUGUUCAUUCUUCUGCACCUGUAGACCCGUCUCCUGCUUCGGCACCAUCUAUAUCUCCGGCUCCGGGGCCCGCUCAAGAGACCGCUGAGGAGCCAGUUCAUUCUUCUGCGCCUGUGGACCCGUCUUCUGUUGGGAUUGAGUCAUCUCCUGAAGCUCAUAUUUCGGCCACGGUCGUCUCCCAUAGGAGGAAACAUAUUUUGAACAAGCCCCCAAGGAAGGGAACGCAGGAUGAUCAUGGCAUAAAGCAUGUACGGAUUAAGAGAAAGAAGGGGGAUGGAGAUGAUGGUGAGGGUGGUAGGGUUCGCCUUAGGCCUAAGGUUAUUCUAAAGGCUCCCACAUGUGGGACCUAG
This is a messenger RNA of Lycium ferocissimum, 813 nucleotides long. RefSeq lists its product as uncharacterized. Bases 1 to 813 code for a protein of 270 amino acids. The transcript is spliced from 6 exons. The record is from RefSeq and is a predicted model, not a curated record. Lineage: Eukaryota; Viridiplantae; Streptophyta; Magnoliopsida; Solanales; Solanaceae.